Messenger RNA from Poecilia reticulata (guppy), 5891 nucleotides. RefSeq lists its product as uncharacterized. The record is from RefSeq and is a predicted model, not a curated record. Lineage: Eukaryota; Metazoa; Chordata; Actinopteri; Cyprinodontiformes; Poeciliidae.
UAAUAAAUAUUUUUGAUUUGUUAGUGAAAACAUCUUGAUAGUGUCUUUCAGCAUUCCGGCAGUUGGUGAACGCACAAAAUCAAGGGCCGCAAAUUGCCCGCGCACCGCACUUUGGACACCUCUGACCUGACAUUGAUAAAACAGGACCAAUAAAACAUUAUCUUAUUUUUACGAAAUAAAAGCUAUAACAGAAGGGAUUAUUCUACAAAAACAAAUCUAUUUCAAAUAUUAUUCUGACGUAAAUAAAUGUCGCCAAACCGUCACUUAUUUUAACAUCCCGCGGGUCGUGAUGCAGUUCUGGACGCCGUGGCCCCGGUGUUUCCCGAACUCGAGUCGAGUGGUUCCGAGAGAGGAGCCCGACAUAUUCUGAUCAUCUUCCAAAUGUUGGUGCCCGAGUCGUGAAGUGCAGCUCCUCAGAGGAGGCAGGAAGGGAGGGAGAGCAGGCAAGCAUUCCUGCAGAGACUCACCUCUGAAAGGCGUCCUUACAUCAGCAUCACCCUGACCGGCCGGCGGAAGAACGAGAUACGAGGGAAUCUUCCAAAAUGACGCCAGUCACAGUGAUCAUGCUCAGUUUCCUUAUCUCUGCAGCUAUCUCUGCCCCUCUAAAAGAAACAGAGGAAUCCGCAACUCUAUUCCAAGGAGAGGAUUUCCACAUCCGGCUGCCGUCACAAGACAUGGAGGUCACAUUCAAGAACCGUUCCGACCCUCGGAAGACCUCGGUGCUGAUGAGGGGCGGCAAAGUAAUCAGCACUCGGGUUAAACCCACCCUGGACUCCAACUACAUCAACAUAGAGGGAGUGGGUGAAGGGGACGAGGGGCUGUACAUCCUGAAGGACUCAAAGGACCCGAGUGUCAUCAAGAAAAUUUCACUAAUAGUCCGAGACUGCACCCUCGAGCAAAUCAGCAAAUAUGGCGGGAACUUCCAUAUUCCAGUGCUGAAUGUGAACCCCCCCAUCACUCUGGAGUACAAACCCAGUUCAGUGGAGGCCAACCUGACAUCCAGACCGGCGAUGGUGGUGCUGACGGCCACUGGGGUCUCCACCGAGCAUUACCGAGAUCGCAUCACCGUUGGCGAGCGAUCCAUCACCGUCAGCGCGGUUACAGGCGCCGACGAGGGCAGCUACACCGUCAGGGACAACAAGGGGGUUAUCAAACAGAAAGUGUGCCUGAAUGUCAAAGAGCACACAAACUUUGUGAACCUUCCUCUUGAUGAGAGGCUGAAGAUCAACCUGAUUCUGAACAGCUCCCUGAUCCAACUCCACUACACCCGAGACUCGGAGUCCUCAGCCGUCCUGCUGAUGGAUAAGGGAGAGUUCACAAGUGCUCAAGCAGAUCUUGGUUUCAAGGACCGCCUCUCUGUGGAGGGUUCGAUGGUCUUUCUAAAUCAGAUCAAGAGCUCAGAUCCUGGACUCUUUAAGAUCACAGACCUGCAGGGAUUCACCGUGUCCACCGUCCAUCUGGGACUGAAACCCUACAAAAUGGAGUCCCUUUAUGUGGCCAUCAUUGCCCUGCUGGGCCUGCUGGCUUUCCUUCUGCUGGUUUGCCUUCUGUCCUGCCUGAUCAAAGUGAAGAAGAGGGCCAAGAGGGCCGCUGCACUGGAGAAACUGGCUCAGAACGCUGGCAAAGAAGACGAGGGCGAGGCCUUUAGACAGGUGGUCAAGAACAUCACUAAACUCAGCGAGGAGUCCAAGCAUUCCCAAGCGGACAACACAGAGAAAUCUCAAAGCACUGAGGUGGACAUCAAGGGUCUGGAGGUUUCUUCUAAAGAGGUUGGCGUUGGUAAUCUGGAGACCAGUGACUCCGGCGUUGGCUUCAACACCGCUCUCCCGCUCGAUACUGACACCGAUGUCCCCGAUCAAAUCCCCGAUUCUGAGGCUGUAAGCAUCUCUGUUGCUCCUGAAAUCAAACCAAGCCCUCCUUCUGCUGCUAAGUCUAAGCCAGCUGCUCCACCGGUACCAGAACCUAAAGCAAGCCCCGUCCCUGAGACGAAAAAAGCCCCGGACCCGCCCGUCGAAGCAAAGCUGGACACACCCAAACCAGUAGAUGCUAAACUUAGCCCAACCCCGAGCACGAAGUCUGGUUUGAGUCCAGCUGAAACAAAACCUGCACCCAGUCCAAGUCCAGAACCCAAGACUGGACUGAGUCCAGCUGAUCCAAAACCUGCUGCUAGUCCAAGUCCAGAACCCAAGAUUAGUCUAAGUCCAGCUGAUCCAAAGCCUGCACCCACUCCAAGUCCAGAACCGAAGAUUUCUGCGCCUGCAGCCACCACUCCAACACCCGACGCUAAGAGUCCAGCAGCUUCAACUCCUGAGCCCACCAAACCGAGCCCAGCAGAACCCAUCACCAAUGGCACACCAGAGCCGGGACCCAAUUCCAAAGUAAGUCCGGAUCAUGCAGAAAUCAUCAAAGACCCAACUCCAAAGGAGGUUUCCACUAAAACCCACGAAGUGGAGCUGAAGUCCAGCAGCGUCGUGCCAGAGGGCAGCAAAGACGGCGCCGCAGCCGAGGGUCCGACUACGACCUGAAAACCGCUGCUCCGAAAACAUGAGGAACCCCCACAGAUCCCCGUCUACCACCACCGCAGACAAUCAAACACCCCCUACCAAAAUGGUGAGGAAACCACAGCAAGCUGGGGCGAUGGCGACACUAAACCCACAGUGAUACUCUAACCUGGGAGACUUUCUGACUGACACACAGUUUAAGUAACUAAAGUGGCUUUUAAUCUUUAACCGUUUCAGUUUUGCCGCCUCAUUUUCUAUUGAUUUUACAGGAAAAACUGCCAAACUGCAAAUUAAAACAUUUGCAGAGUUUACAACUAAAAUAUUAACUCCACAUGAAGUGUUUUAUAGGAUAUCCACAAAAAAAAAAAAAAAAAGGGUUUACGGCAUUUUAUCAUAUCAGUGUAGCAAAAAUUUCGUAUUAACCUUGAACUAACCGCUGGUUUCCAUUGAGACGACUGAUCCUCUAACAGCAUGUGGAUAAAACUCACUAAACGAAACUUUUUCAGCCUAAGCAUGGACGCAUUAAAUGCUGACAUUAUUGAUACUGAAGCGUCCAUAAUAACAAGAUUUUCAUAAAUUUAACCAAAUAGAAAAACUUAGCACAAAUAUUAUAAAAUAAUAUAUUCCUUUUCUUAACCACUACUAAUAGGACUUUAUGCAGGGAUUCAAAAAAACGCCUUAGAUGGUUGAAAUGUGUUUUAGCAGAAAAUCCCUAAGUCCUGGUGAUGUAGUUUUGGUCAAACCCUUAUGUGGUUUUAUAAAUGACUUUGUUUAAGUUACAGCCAUAUUACAAUUCACUGUCCAAACUUCCUUCACUUCCUUCCUGUUUCUGCUUCGUUUUGAUUUUCCAAGGAGGAAAUUCUGACAUAAAUCCCAAACACGUGGAACGCGAUUCCUCUAGGAAAAUGUUUAUUUGUUUUUCCUUGCUAAUUUUCCUCUUUUGUCUGUUUUCUUUUACUUUAAAGCCAUUUAACCAGAUCUUUCCUUCGAUAGUACAUUCAACUAAAACUUGAAAGUCUGAAUUUAUGAGAAGCCGAAUACAAAACAAUCAGAACAAUGUCACCUACACUUUUAACCAGAGAGAUCUGCAUAGUUUUGUCAUUACUAUGAAAACGAACAAGUACAAUUGUUUGAAAAUAAAUAGUUACAGUCAUAGAUUAAAGAAAGUCUUUUGUAUUAUGAUUCAGAAGACAGAGUCUAAUUGAGUUGUAUAGAAUCAAAUACAACGGAAAGCUGAAAUUCUGGCUGGACCAUCGGCAACGUCAAGUUCACUGUACAAUGUGGUUGCCAGACAUGUAAAACUUACUCAACUCUGCAGGAGUAAAGGUUUGUAUCUUAUUAACCCACACAUGCAAUCUUUAUGCGAUUGUGUUAGCUGGUUGAAAAUGGGAUUGAAUAUGUUUGUUAAUAGUAGUUACCAUCACAACAAGUAGAAGAUCCCAGUGGAUUCCUCUUACAGGACAAAUCGGACCCAGCACAUGUUAAUGUGUUUUGGUGGCAGUGACAAAGAGCAAAAAUCUCUCUCUGUUUUGAGAGGUCUGAUUUUUGAAAAACUGAAGGAGUUAACAUUUACCUUCAGUGUCCUUUGGUGUCUUUAUUUCACCUAAAUACAGAUUAUUUUAAAUUAACAGCUAGUCCGAGAGGGGCCAAGAUUAAACUGAACCUCUACUGUCCCAAAACAAAUAAGUGUAGAAACGUUUAAACCAGUUUCAAUUGCAUUAAAUGGUUAUUUAAACAGAAGCUAAUUGUUAUUGAUCUGGGAAAUGGAGCUCUGUGGUCCACCACAAGCCUUCAAAUGUGAAACGCACUGAGAGAGCAACCUCCAAAGUGUUCAAGCUCAGAGCAACUCACAUAUAAAGUGUUGCGUAGUGCAAAAGUACUGCAUCGGUUUGUAUUAGUGCUAUGUUGUUGAUUUUUACUCUUUCUUACUUUUAUAAUAGACAGUUUCUCUGACCAGAAUCGCUUUACAAGUUUCAUUCUGAGUCCACGUUUCACGGAGGAAGAUUAUUGGUGGUGCACCGCCUCCAAACUUUACCAUGUAUAUAAACAUGAUCAUUUUAGUAAAUAACCAGUGAAAAUGUGACAAUGGUUUAAAGAUUUCUAGGUAAGUAAUGACAUUAACCAGUGUGUUUUUUCUAAAGGAGUAGAAGUUCAUUUUGGUCUUGGCACCAACUAAUCUGAAUUCAAAUGAGUUAUCUACUGCAGGUUGGAUGUUAAUUAGCUGUAAUCUUUAACUUGACUUCGGUGUGAGGUUUUUAUUUGUGCUUUCACACCGUCUCUUUUAAACUGGUUUGAGUGGGUCCGGCGGUUAAUGCAACCAAAACAAUUUCAUUGUAAGUUUCCCCCCCAUAAAAAACAGGUGCAUAAUUAUUUAUUUAAGGAAAUUAAUUUUUCUACCUCGUGUUUCCCUGGUGCAGGUUUCAUAUCCUGGAAUUACCUAAAAACUUUGGAAACAUGGAAGCAGCACAAAAUGACUCAAAGUAAAUCACUCAGCUGGCCUUCCUCUGUAGUUUUUCCUGAAAGUUCAUCCUUAGACGUAAAUGAUGAUGAUUUCUUAAAAAGCCAUAAAACAAGAUGUCAGAUUUGAUACAAAGACGACACAAAUUGAAAUUAUGUACGUGUAUAAAUGUGCCUCAGAGUCGUACAAACCAACGUCUACAGUCAGAAUGAAAAUUUGUGAUGUAAAUCACUGUAUGGGACUUGCCUGGAUCUGUGUGGGAACCACUGUCACAUUUGGCAAUACUGACAAUAACCUUUAUAUAAACACACACACACACACAUGAAAAAACACACACUGUAAAUAAUGCAUGUUUGCCAGUUUAACCCUUCAGUGGCUGAAUGUUCCUAAUGUAUAAAGCACUUCUUGUCUCACAUUAAACAAAUAAAACCUGAACUAAUUCAAAUUUUCACCCCAACCUUAAAUCUAAUAUAUAAAUGCUUUUACAGAUACUAUGUGUACUAAUCUUCACUAAUGUCUUGAACUAAUGUAACAACCCAGAUAUUAGCUCCUUUUAGCACAGUUACCAGUGAAACAUAUCUCUUAUACUGUAUUAAACAUGCUUAGCCUACGUCACUUUACGCAUCGACCGCAGCAUGCCCAAGACAUGUUCUGAGCUUCUUAUCAUCCAUAAAGUCGUACCUGUGCGAAGUGAUAUAUCAGUGUUGCAGUUGUUGUGUGUCCGGGACCCGUCUGUUGCGUCUGUGUGCCUACGGUUUGGUUUAGGACGUAUAAAUGAUCAAGCGUGUGCUGAAUCUAUGCACUGGCGGUUUGUACAGAGUGAAAUAUGUACUGUCUGUGUGUUUGGUAUCCAUGUGCCUGCUCAAACUGUGUUUCAAGCCAAGAGUGUGGAUGUGUUCAGAACCACAAAAAGAAAAAAAAAAAAAAAAAAA